UGUAUGUCUGUUUAAAAUUCCUCAUUUUGUAUUUUAAUAAUAUUAAUUUAAUUUUAGGUUUAUUUUAAUUGUUGUUUAAACUGAUGAACCUUACACCUCCUCAAAUUUCAUACUCCGAGUGCACUGACCAUUCUUCUUCCAGUUUUAACCUUAUUUUUGAGUCUAUAAUUUGUAGAUUCUUUAAAUAUUAAAACAUUUGAAUUGUAAAAUAAGUUUAUAGAUUUAAUUUUUUGAAAAAAUGAUUAAUUCACUUCAAAUCUAUAUAUCAAGGAGAUAAAUAUCUUUAAAAAAUAAAUGGAAUGUAAAAUAGGAAACUGUUUAAUAAAUUUCUUAGAUGUUAGUUAAACAUGGUUUGGUUAGUACCUCCAUUUUUAAGGAAUAUCAUUGGUUCUGCGGAGGAUAAUCAACACGUGACCUCUAACCAUGAGAAUAAACCUGAACCUCCAGAGGAGGAUAUAAAGAGUUCUAAAGACCCGAAUUUGAACCCGUUUGACCCCUUAGAUUCACCCUAUAUUAUUAAGGAUGAGCAACUUAAGGGUUUGGGAAUUACAAGUAAUAUCGCAACUAUAGCCUCCAUAGAUUGGGGCCCACCAAAAUUAAAUGCAACACUGCUUGAUGAUCUUGGGAACAGUGGUAAGCACCUUCUUGAUAUGAUUAGAGGAAAUAAAACAACCGUUGAGAACCUUGAGGAUAUUACCAAGAAUAUAAAAACCGUUCCCAAAGUAUAUGAGUCAGAUUUCAAUGUUUACCUAAACCAGAUAGAAGAGAUUUAUUCAGAAUGUCCGGAGUUUAACAUUUUAAAGGAUAAAUUAGCCGAUAACAUCGAAUCACCAAGUGUACUUGUAGAGAGUAGUAUUGAUAACGUUUCAAGAGAGUACUUCGAAGAUGACUAUAAUAUACAUGAAAACAUUAUAUUCAACAAAACACUUGAUAAGAUCCCAGAAUCUAUAGAGUUUCUUGAGUCUCAGUUGAUGCAGAUAAACACUCAGUUGAGAGAGUUGGUUGGAACACACCUUAAGCACGUUGGGCAGUCUUUUGUUUGCAUAGAGGACUUAAAAACCUCAUUUGUUAACGUAAAUGACCAGAUUUCAAAUGUUAGAAGUAUUUUUGAUAAUCUUAAAGGAAUUUACAACUCACCGGUUAACUAUAGUCAAAGUAAAGAGUCAAAGAUAAACCAAGAUGAUAUAUCACCAUCCUCAGCUAGAUCAAUGGACUCUCAAACAAGUGAAUCUAAAUCUUAUACUUUACACGAAGUAUUGAUGUAUAAGAAGAGAAUUUUGGAAGUUUUGGAUUAUUUGCACCUGCUGAAAGGGAUAUCUUGUACACCUGAGUACAUUCAGGGAAUUAUUGAGAUUAACAACAUGGCCUUGGCGAGGAUUUUUGCAUAUGUAGUAAUACAAUACUUUGAAAAUGAUUUGUCGAAGUUUAAAAUCACUAACUCAGUCUCGCUUGUUUUGAAGGAUACAAUUAGUAAUUUGGAACAGGUAGGAGAAGCAAAGUUUAUUGACUUGACAUUUUUUGCACUGACAGAGUGUUAUUCUUGUGAUGACAUGGAGAAAUACGAAAAGGAAUUAAGACCAACUUUGGAAAAAAUAGAACCAGUGUUGAUAGUUUUGACCAUUUCAGGAUCAAUAAGUGAUACACUUUCGACGCUUAAGAACACCCCAAUAAUACCAAUUAACUACAGUACUGAAUCCCCAGUCACAAUGGAUUCGUUUCAAGAACACCUGGAUAAAGUUCUAAGAGGAUUUAAACAUUCUAAUUUGUUUCUGCUUCAUCUACUAAAUUCACUAACCUGUGUGUAUCUGUUCAAAAAAGAGGGGCAGUAUUUGCCAGACUCGUCCAAGUCGAGUGAGAUAGGCAAGAAAAUGAUUUUAAAAAUACACGAUAGUUUUACCGACGGAAUUAAUCGAGAUUAUCAGAAAAUAGCUGAAACGACACAGUUUUUAAAAAACCAGUUAAAAUUGCCAAUGACCUGUAAAUCUGGUCCCUACUCUGAAAUGUAUCUGAAGUUUUUGAUAAAUUCUGAUUUAGAUGAAGAAACCAAGGAAUCUGUUGGCAACAGUGAUGUUAAUGCUCAGUCAACUAGUACUGAUAUUGAUAAUCAUGGUGAUUCUGCAAAUGAUGAGAAUAAGUCUUCGGAAACCGAAGAUAAAAUAGCAACUGACUUGUGUAAUUAUUACGAAAACCUAUAUUUUGUGAUGGAAGGUGUGUUUGUUAAAGCUUUGGAGAACUUAUUUUCAAGUUUUAAGAUUGAAACAGUUUGUGGAGAAGCUGUUACUGAUAUAGAUUCUGUGGUAUUGAGUCUUAAGGAGGUAGAGAAGAUUUAUAAGGAAACUGUAAAGAAUUACACAAAAUGCCCUAAAGCUACUGAAAAAAUGUUAACUGAGCUUUUGAAAAAACACCUAAAGUAUCACAAAUUUCAAGAUGGAGUAUCGUUACAGUUUGUUGAAAAGGAUUUGGGGUCGGUUCUGACGGAAGUGCUGCACAGGUACAUAAGUGCUGAAUCUAAGAAGAAUAUAGAGUUGGUAUUCGAGCAAAAUUUGGUUAAAGUACACGAAGACUUAAACCAAGAAACCUGGGAUGUUUUUGAAAAGUUGGAACUUGAAGGGAAAACCUAUAACCUAAUACAUUCAUCCAUUCGGCUAAACGAACAUUUGGAUGUGUACUUUGGGAUUUCAGAAAAGUUUUCGUUUCUGUCAAGUGCCUCCAUUUCAAAGUCAAUAAACCUUUUUGCAUAUUUUAGCACUUUGAUAGAAAAUGAACUUGAAAAGAAUCUAUGUGUGAAGAAACUAUGUCUAAUCAUUCAGACCCUUGAUUUCUUUACGUUUUCAAUUCCACUUAAAAUAAGAAAUCUCUCUUUCCACACACAAAAAACUGGUAAAUCUGAAGAAGACGAUACAAAGAACUAUGAUUUAUUGUUAGUUUUAGGAAUAAAUGCAGAGAACUGUGUUAUGGAAGCGAAGAUACUGAGGAAGAAGUCCGCUGAGCUCCUUUCAAACUUUAUAUUUUCACAGAUCAAAAUCCACUUGAUUAACUGGGUGUUCAAGUACACAGACCUUCAGGAUAACACACAAUCUGAGGAUCCAACAGAGGAUGUUAACCUGGUGAUUAAAACGAUAACUGAUUUGUAUUCUGAGUGCUCACAAAUCUUUUCUGUCGAGGAUUUAAAAGAGACCUUUGCGGACUCUUUUGACAAGCUUGUCGAUUUGGCAAAGAAACAGAACCUAGAUUUCACCAAAUUUGAUAAAUUUUCAGACGACUGCUCCAGAAUCAUGACGGAAUUAUCCCACCUCUCGGACAUAAAGUUGGAAAUACUAUCACUGGCCCAUAGACUAUCUAAUUAAUUUGAUACUAAA
This is a messenger RNA of Theileria parva strain Muguga, 3359 nucleotides long. RefSeq lists its product as uncharacterized. The record is from RefSeq and is a predicted model, not a curated record. The coding region runs from base 348 to 3347 and encodes 999 amino acids. Lineage: Eukaryota; Apicomplexa; Aconoidasida; Piroplasmida; Theileriidae. The transcript has a single exon.